Oncorhynchus mykiss (rainbow trout) is the source of this 3921-nucleotide messenger RNA. RefSeq names its product gamma-aminobutyric acid receptor subunit beta-2. NCBI's taxonomy places the organism in Eukaryota, Metazoa, Chordata, Actinopteri, Salmoniformes, Salmonidae. Gene Ontology annotation, molecular function: extracellular ligand-gated monoatomic ion channel activity; GABA-A receptor activity. The record is from RefSeq and is a predicted model, not a curated record. Gene Ontology annotation, biological process: monoatomic ion transmembrane transport. Gene Ontology annotation, cellular component: membrane.
GAACGUAAAGUGUUAUCUAUAUUACGUUUGUUUCACACGUUUUAGAAAAUCAUGAAGGGCGAGUGAGAUCCAUCCGUUUGCCUCUAACUAACUUGUAGGCUUCGCUUGCCCAUUAAAACAUUUUCUCUGGCAGGGAAAUUGCUCUACCACCAGCAUCAGCAGCCACUGCUUCUUGAUGUUGUGGUAAGAAAUGCGCAUGCGUCCCACACUGGAAUUACUGCACUGGCCAGAAUAAGUUGGAUCUCGUCUGUCUUCACUGAAAUCCAAAAUCAUAUCAAAACUAUGGCGGUGUUGAAAAUAAGAAAAAUGAGCUGCUUUGGGGUUUGGACCUUUCCUGUAAUAGUGGCCGUGGUCUGUGCGCAAAGUGUCAAUGACCCUAGCAAUAUGUCAAUCGUAAAAGAAACUGUGGAUAGACUGUUGAAAGGAUAUGACAUUCGCUUGAGGCCGGAUUUCGGAGGUCCCCCUGUGGGAGUGGGGAUGAAUAUAGACAUAGCCAGCAUAGACAUGGUAUCGGAAGUCAAUAUGGACUAUACAUUGACUAUGUAUUUCCAGCAAGCUUGGCGAGACAAGCGGUUAUCCUACUCAGAGAUUCCCCUCAAUCUCACCCUGGAUAACCGGGUAGCGGAUCAGCUGUGGGUCCCGGACACCUACUUCCUAAAUGACAAGAAGUCUUUUGUCCAUGGUGUCACUGUGAAAAACAGAAUGAUUCGACUGCAUCCAGAUGGCACUGUGCUCUAUAGCCUGAGGAUCACCACUACAGCAGCUUGUAUGAUGGACCUGAGACGAUAUCCACUGGACGAGCAAAACUGCACAUUGGAGAUAGAGAGCUAUGGGUACACCACUGAUGACAUAGAGUUCUACUGGCGAGGAGGUGACAACGCUGUGACGGGGGUGGAGAGAAUAGAACUCCCCCAGUUCUCCAUUGUGGACCACAAACUCAUCUCCAAGAAUGUUGUCUUCUCUACAGGAUCCUACCCCCGACUCUCCCUCAGCUUCAAGCUAAAAAGGAACAUUGGCUAUUUCAUCCUGCAGACCUACAUGCCCUCUAUCCUGAUCACAAUCCUCUCCUGGGUCUCCUUCUGGAUCAACUAUGAUGCCUCUGCUGCCAGGGUGGCUUUAGGAAUCACCACUGUGCUGACCAUGACCACCAUCAACACUCACCUGCGGGAGACCCUUCCUAAAAUCCCUUAUGUCAAGGCCAUUGACAUGUACCUGAUGGGCUGCUUCGUCUUCGUUUUUCUGGCCCUGCUGGAGUACGCCUUGGUCAACUACAUCUUCUUCGGCAGGGGACCCCAGCGCCAGAAGAGGGCGGCUGAGAAAGCAGCUGUCGCCAACAACGAGAAAAUUAGAAUGGAUCCAAACAAGUGGUUGGUGGGAAAUGUAGUUCAGAGAGACGAUACUCUGUAUGCGAGAAUGAAACAGAGGGAUAUUGACGCUCAUGACUCAAUGUGGGAACCAAUCUUUGUGGAUGACGCAGCGAUGGGACUAGGCGAUCAAAAGAAUAAGAUGGACCCACAUGAAAACAUUCUGCUGGGCACAAUAGAAAUUAAGAAUGAGAUGGGAGCGUCGGAGCUGACCCUUGGUCUCAGUGACCCCAGGAGCACAAUGUUAACUUAUGACAGCUCCACCCUGCAGUACCGCAAAGCAGGGCUGCAGGCCAGGCACAACUUUGGACGCAACACUCUGGAGCGGCAUGUAACUCAGAAGAAGAGCCGGCUACGGAGACGUGCUUCCCAGCUGAAGAUUAACAUUCCCGACUUAACUGAUGUAAACUCUAUCGACAAGUGGUCGAGAAUGAUCUUCCCCACUGUAUUUUCCUUGUUCAACAUUAUCUAUUGGCUCUACUACGUUAACUAAAUGGACUUCAGCAAGGGCAGAACAAAACAAACAGCAAAAAUGUUGCUUGUUUUUCUCUGAAUUUGUAUUUUGCUGUUUGUUCUUGCAACACAAGACUGAAUUACUGAAACAAAAUCAGGACCGAUUCCAUUUGAGCUUGGAACACCUUAAUUGCUGGCUAACACAUGAAAACCUUAGAGGAGAGAAAGAUUCAGAACAUAUAUGGUGCCUGUACCAGAGUUUAUAAUUUAGAUUAUUUAGUGAAUAUAGUAUUUUAUCAUUUUUAAGUGUUUGUUUGCAUAUAUUUUUGUUUUAUUUGUACAAUAUAUAUUUAAUUUGUUGCCAAAACAUAGUUAGAAAUAUUAAUGAUAUAUUGAUUUUAAAAUGACUCACAGACCACAAAGACAUUCCUUAAUACAGCUACAAGCACAUUCAGGUCAAUCUUUUCUAAGGUGUAUUCAUUCAAAGAGACAGAUGUGAUGUUAUUUAUCCUACAAUUGAUUUUGUCUUUAUAUUGUGAAGUUUCCAUUUUCAUAGUAUUGCUAUAUGAAGUCAUAGCAUGAGGGUUUUAUGAUGAACUAACCUUUUCUACGUUGAUAUAGUUGACAAAUCAUAAGCUUUCUUUUAAGCAUUAUUUCAAUUCUAAGAAAACAUUUGAUAUUUCAAACAACAGAAACUAACAUCAUUCCAAACCUUGACCGAAGAAACUAGAAGUUCAAGCGUAUAGACGAUUCACAUUGAAUGCUAUAGCACACCGUACAGAGAAAUGUAUCACUAAGUGUAUCAAAUGUAUCACUUGAUUGAUAAAAUGUCAAGCCCCCUGUCAACUGAGAGGUUGAAUAUAUUGCAAAAAAAGGGGGACAGAAGAAGAGAGAGAGACUAAGAAAGAGAAUGCUGCAUUAGUCAUCAAUGCAGUUCACCAGUCAGUGAUACAGGGAUAGAUGCUGUAUGUGAUCAAAAGGUAACUUGAAGAUAGAUACACAAAUGUGUAUCUUAAUAUUGUCCUUUUGUCCAUUUUAGUCCUUUGUUCACAUAUCCUUAAGAUUACAGGAUACAAUGAUGUAUUUGUUCAUGCUUGCUCUUCAUAUAGAUAUACAGAAACACACAUUGGCUCUAGUUUGUUAAGAAACAUCCGAUAGCAUCAGAUAUGUCAUGCCUAGUCCUAAUGACUGAUGACAUUGAGCCAGCAGUUAAGGCGUCUAUCAUGGGCAUUUUGUGAUGCAUCACAAGCCAUUCUUUUCUGUCACAAUGAUGUGUAAAUAUCUCCUGUAAAUGAUUGAUUGUUUAAAAAGGAAUGAUAUCUAUCAUAGUUCCAGAGAGGAUCCAUCCAGCAUUUGUCCAUGACAUAAUUCACUUCAGGAAGCUGGAAGGGUUUGCAUGACGGUUUUGAGCAACUCCACAUACUAAAUAUACAUUGUCAUGACUGCCAUUACUAACAUCCAGGUUUCGAUAUUAACCAUACAAAAGAGAGAAAAGCCUGCUCCUGCAAGCUGGUAAGACAAACUAGAAUACAUAAAAGCACAAUACUGCUCCAAAUCUCAAAUGAAAAGGGACUGUCCUCUUUUAUUUUAAAGAUAUGUUUCUUUUUUGGUUAUCAGUGCAUUCCAUUACUCUACAUUUUUGACAAAUCAUUACCAUAAGUAUACUGUAACAAUACUACUUUUCCUUAAUUUUUUACCUUAAUUGUGAUACUCCAUAAAGAAUCACGCCUAGGUAUAGCAUUGCCAGUAGUAGAAUCAGCAUUCAACAUACAGUGUAGUGUAUUCAGACACCUUGACUUUUUCAACAUUUUAUUACGUUACAGCAUCAUUCUAAAAUUGAUUAAAUCGUUUUCCCCAGCUCAUCUAUACAUAAUACCCCGUAAUGACAAAGCAAAAACUGUUUUUUUAUAAAAUGUUUCAAAUUUAUUUCAAACUGAAAUUACAUUUACAUAAAUAUUCCUUACCCUUUACUCGGUACUUUGUUGAAGUCUUGAGUCUUCUCGGGUAUUACGUUACAAGCUUGGCACACCUGUAUUUAGGGAGUUUCUCCCAUUCUUCUCUGCAGAUCUACUCAUGCUCUGUCAGGUUGGAUGGGGAGCGUCAU